Molecule: messenger RNA, 513 nt
Organism: Orcinus orca (killer whale)
Lineage: Eukaryota; Metazoa; Chordata; Mammalia; Artiodactyla; Delphinidae
Gene: S100A6
Product: S100 calcium binding protein A6
Exons: 3
Coding region: 152-424 (90 amino acids)
Cellular component (GO): perinuclear region of cytoplasm; cytoplasm; nucleus
Molecular function (GO): S100 protein binding; calcium ion binding
Source: RefSeq, a predicted model, not a curated record
AAAGGGCGGGCAGGGUGGGGCGCGGGCGGGCAGUGGGCGGCCGGCCUCCCGGAAGCGCCGCUAUAAGGCUGGCGGGCUGGCCACACGGCCAUCCCCCUCGGCCGCUCCUUCUCGCUUCGCUGCAGCCGCGCUCUGAGCCCAGCUUUCAGCCAUGGCGUGCCCCCUGGAUCAGGCUAUUGGCCUCCUGGUGACCAUCUUCCACAAGUACUCCAGUCAGGAAGGUGACAAGAACACCCUGAGCAAGAGUGAACUGAAGGAGCUGAUCCAGAAGGAGCUCACCAUUGGCGCGAAGCUGCAGGAUGCUGAAAUUGCAAAGCUGAUGGACGACCUGGACCGGAACAAGGACCAGGUGGUGAACUUCCAAGAAUAUGUCACCUUCCUGGGGGCCUUGGCCAUGAUCUACAAUGACAUCCUCCGGGGCUGAAAAUAAAUUGGGAAGGUGGAGACACCCUCUAGCUGGCCUGUCUAGUGGUGGGUAACUGUACAAUAAAUUUUUUUUUUUGGUUAAAUCUA